AUGUGGCUUUACAGAUUAAAGCCUUUCUCUCCCUUCAUCAAACUUAAUCCGUCCCCCGCGCCCUCAACUCCCCCCGCGCCCUCAUCCUUAACCCCCGCACCUCAUCCUUCCCCCACGCCCGCAUCCUUUCCAGCCCUAUACCGCACCUCGAGCAAUGUUCAUGCGAUCGCCUCGUUCCUGGACUCCACCAUGCCUGACGGAAAUAACCAUUCCGUACCGUGUUUUAGCAUUCUGUUUGCUUAUACCACCGUGUUGAGAUACGUUCUGGUUGAUGCUCUUUGUGGACAAUCCACGUCAGCGUCGCCCCAGCAGAUCACCCCGUCACCGCCAGGUCAACAUCUCCCAGAGGCUUCCAUUUCCACAGCGACCGCGCGCACGCCCGCUCCUGCAGCCGGCGCGAGCGGAAGCGCGCCGAGCCGAGCCGCUCCGCAGAUGCCGGCGUUCGACCACGUGCCGGAGCCGUACACGGGGCCGCGCGCGGAGGAGGUGCUGAAGAAGCGGCAGCAGUUCCUCAACCCGACCAUCUUCGCCGAUACGAACUACACGUGGCGGUGGGGCGCAUGCAGAGCCUCUAAGUCGUUAGGACGGCUGCGGUGCCUCUAUGACGCACAUACUAGCCAGUCUGACAUCUCCCCCCCCCUCCCUUCCUCUGCCACCUCCCCCGUAUUCCCCCUCCACCCACCCACCAAACCCCUCCCACCCUUUCCCCUCCCCCCUUCGUCAACUACACGUGGUGGAGGGGCGCAUGCAGUACCUCUGCACGUGGUGGAGGGGCGCAUGCAGUACCUGUACGACGAGGACGGGCGGCGGUAUUUGGACGCAUUCGCGGGCAUAGUGACGGUGUCGGUGGGGCACUGCCACCCCGCGUUCGUGGCGGCGGUGGCAAGGCAGAACGCGCUGCUGCAGCACACGACCAGCAUCUACCUCAACCACCAGAUCGCGGAGUAUGCAGAGGAGCUCGCUGCUAAGAUGCCCGGCGAUCUCAAGGUUAGUCCUCGCUGCUGGGCUGGUGAGCUGCUGGUGAGAUGGUG
This is a messenger RNA of Closterium sp. Yama58-4, 1031 nucleotides long. Lineage: Eukaryota; Viridiplantae; Streptophyta; Zygnematophyceae; Desmidiales; Closteriaceae. The record is from the annotation of a GenBank genome assembly.